UGGAGUAACUUGAUUUUGAUGGGAAUGGCAAUUACGAUAAUCCGUUUACAUACGAUAGCCGGUCAGGCGAGGGAAGUAUUAGCCGGAGCAAGACGGAGAAGAGGCGGAGGGGAAGUUCGGAAGGGUCACGUGGCGGUUUACGUCGUCGGAGAACGGCCGGAGGAGAAGAAGCAACGGUUCGUUGUUCCGAUAUGGUACUUGAAGCACCCGCUGUUUCAACGGCUGUUGAGGCUGGCCGAGGAAGAGUAUGAGUUUCAUCAUCCCAUGGGCGGUCUUACCCUCCCAUGCACUCCCUCCGCCUUCUUGGCGGUCACCUCCGCCAUCCAUUGUCAAUAACCAUCCAUUUUCUUGGUUUGCCACCGCCGGGCCUCGGCCCCCUAGGAAGUUUUGUUUUUUAUGUACAUAUGCAUAAAUUAAAUAUUUAUAGACAAUAAAAAGAUACUACCUCCGUCCCAUAUUAAACUUCCAAUUGCGGGUUACGAAGUUUGACCAGCGAUAAAGUUAAAUGAUCCCUGUGAAAACUCAGAUUGUUUUUAGAAAAUAAAAUUUACAUUUUCAUAACAUAAAUUCUUUAAGCUCCCAUUCUCCUAAUCUACCAUUUCUGGCUCCAUCACUAAUAAGGUCAAUAAUCU
Molecule: messenger RNA, 632 nt
Organism: Cuscuta epithymum
Lineage: Eukaryota; Viridiplantae; Streptophyta; Magnoliopsida; Solanales; Convolvulaceae
Source: the annotation of a GenBank genome assembly